Zalophus californianus (California sea lion) is the source of this 4574-nucleotide messenger RNA. It is a transcript of the gene STK32A, whose product is annotated as serine/threonine kinase 32A. Gene Ontology annotation, molecular function: G protein-coupled receptor kinase activity; G protein-coupled receptor binding; ATP binding. Gene Ontology annotation, biological process: G protein-coupled receptor signaling pathway; protein phosphorylation; regulation of signal transduction. The record is from RefSeq and is a predicted model, not a curated record. The coding region runs from base 173 to 1417 and encodes 414 amino acids. The transcript is spliced from 13 exons. NCBI's taxonomy places the organism in Eukaryota, Metazoa, Chordata, Mammalia, Carnivora, Otariidae.
CGCCCAGACAGGUAGGCGCGUUUUCCAUGCUGUCUCCUCCGCUCCGGGAGUCCCUCUGCUAGCCCCAGUGCCCCGAGUGGAAGCACCAGUCCGAGCUUCUUGAAGGAGAGAAGAGAGAACCAAGAUCUAGGUAUCGAGCUAAGGCUUCCAGAUCUGUUUCGACGGAAGAUGAAUGUUUCUGCCAGGAGAGUUUAACUGGAGGAUCUGGGUCUGGGAAGACUUGAGCAUGGGAGCCAACACCUCAAGCAAACCACCAGUGUUUGAUGAAAAUGAGGAUGUCAACUUUGACCACUUUGAAAUUUUGCGAGCCAUUGGGAAAGGCAGUUUUGGGAAGGUCUGCAUCGUGCAGAAGAAUGAUACUAAGAAGAUGUAUGCAAUGAAAUACAUGAACAAACAAAAGUGCGUGGAGCGCAAUGAAGUGAGAAAUGUCUUCAAGGAACUCCAGAUCAUGCAGGGUCUGGAGCAUCCUUUCCUGGUUAAUUUGUGGUACUCCUUCCAAGAUGAGGAGGAUAUGUUCAUGGUAGUGGACCUCCUGCUGGGCGGGGACCUGCGUUAUCACCUGCAGCAGAAUGUCCGUUUCCAGGAAGAUACCGUGAAGCUCUUCAUCUGUGAGCUGGCCAUGGCCUUGGACUACCUGCAGAGCCAGCGCAUCAUCCACAGGGAUAUGAAGCCUGACAAUAUUUUGCUUGAUGAACAUGGGCACGUGCACAUCACAGACUUCAACGUCGCCGCGAUGCUGCCCAGGGAGACGCGGCUCGCCACCGCGGCGGGCACCAAGCCUUACAUGGCACCUGAGAUGUUCAACUCCAGAAGAGAAGCAGGCUAUUCCUUUGCUGUGGACUGGUGGUCCCUGGGAGUGACGGCAUAUGAACUCUUGAGAGGCCGGAGACCAUACCAUAUUCGCUCCAGCACCUCCAGCAAGGAAAUUGCACACAUGUUUGAGACAGCUAUUGUGACUUACCCCUCUGCCUGGUCACAGGAAAUGGUGUCACUCCUUAAGAAGCUACUUGAGCCUAAUCCAGACCAACGAUUUUCUCACUUGUCUGAUGUUCAGAACUUCCCAUAUAUGAAUGACAUGAACUGGGAUGCGGUUUUGCAGAAGAGGCUCAUUCCAGGUUUUAUUCCUAACAAAGGCCGGCUGAAUUGCGACCCCACCUUCGAACUCGAAGAAAUGAUUCUGGAGUCCAAACCUCUUCACAAGAAAAAGAAACGUCUGGCAAAGAAGGAGAAAGAGAGGAGGAAAUGUGAUUCCUCCCAGAAGAUGUGCCUUCUUCAAGAGCAUCUGGAAUCUGUCCGGAAGGAGUUCAUCAUUUUCAACAGAGAAAAAGUAAAACGGGACUUAAAUAAAAGACCGGCUAAUCUAGCCUUGGAACAAACCAAAGACCCACAAGAGGAGAAUGACCAGAAUAAGGAGUGAAGUCCUCCACAUCUUCUGCUUGGGACCUUUCCUGCCACCUCAGGCCAGGAACUUCCUGCCCACCCGUGCCAGGAAUUACUGACUGUAGUUCUCAGCUCUCCACACCUCACACACCCCAGAAAAUGUGUAUGAACGCCUUGGAGGAGGCAGCAUGACAGUCCCGGGUCUCCUGGGAUCUUGUUUCACCAUGAAUUAACUGUGUGUCCUUGAGCAAGUCACUUCCCCCUGGUGUCUGCUUCGGGUCAUUCAUCCACGAUGAGAGGGUUAUACACGCGGAGCUCUGUUCUCCCUUUCUACUGUUACCAUUCUGUCAUUCCACACAGCUUCUCUUUAUUUUCAAAGGAAUAUUUAGAUGUAGAUUUAUUUCUCCACUCAUCCUAACUACACUGUGACAAAUGCAUGGAUGGACACUGAUGGGUGGGGGAUGACUGCAUGAGGCUCUUCAGAGCUAGAGAAUUUCAGAAAGAGGUCAGAAUGCCCCCAUCCGAUUGAAGAGGGAGAAGGAAUUCAAUCAGGAAGCAAUGAAUGGGAGCAGAUCGGAAGUGAUGCAGAUUUCUGAGGGCUUCCAGUGGCGUUCUGGUCAGCGCACCCUGUCAGCUCGUGUCAGCCAGCAAGAGCCUGGGGAGCACGUCGUUCCCAUGGCCCUUGGACAGUGACGCGAAGCUGGGCAGCUGAAACUGGUGAUGAUCAGUAAAUACCGGCAAUAUUUACACCAUGGAAAUGGGCAAAUGUUUCACAUCAGGGCUUUUCAGCUGUGAAGCAGUUAUUAGCAUACCGUUCACCUUCUUCUAGUAACUACGUUCCUUGAGAGCGGAUUGUCCUCUUAUCAGAGACCCGUGUCCAGAGAGGAUCGGAAAAUAAUAUUGUCACAUUGAGACCAUGUCCCCUCGUAGUAGUCAAGCUCUCCCUUAUUUGUACAGGGGUUAUAGUCUCAGUAGAAUGGGAAGUGAAUUUGGAAGAGAGUAAAAUUUACACUUGGGAACUCCCUUAGAUUACCCACACCAUGGUUGGUAUCUUUUCUAGGCGAAGCCCAGUGCAGUGAGCAAUGAAACAAAUCACCAUUUGAGGCUUUGAUUUUUGUCUUUUAUUUUUGGUCUCACUUUUGGCCAGUAUCAGAGGAACCAAAAUGUGGAACCGGUUAUAUACACUUUUAUAGACCGGAAUAACAGAACUUUGGGAUGCCGCUCAGAUCACCUAAGCCUUGUCCUCACAGACAGGAAGGGCCUUGCCAAGAUGGCAGAGAGCAGGCAACAGGGAAGACCAGACAGAGAAAACAGGCCGAAGUAACAGAUCCCACACCUGCCACACCAGACAUCCAAGGAGGGAAGCAGCACUCGGGCGAUUAAACACAGGUGGGAAGCCAAUGCUGGAUUUUAACUUGGCUUCCAGGAUUUUCUCCUCCCUGAGUUUAACAGGCUCAGAAUUUCUGGCAGAGCUGUGAACAGUGCCUCUCUACUUUAAGAGCAACCAUAUUUUUGUUAAGAAUUAAAACCAGCUCUUUCCUUCUGUUUGAUUCUGUGUUUCUACAUUUCCCACAUACUAUUUGCCCGUGCUAUUUUGCUUUUCUCCAAACGCUAUAAACUAGGCACUGGCCCUGACUCUGUUUCUGAUUAUAUAUGAAAAGAGCAAGGGGAAGGUGACCCGCUUCUGUUCCAGGUUGGUAACCCCAGGAGUGUCAGGGAUCACUAGCAUGUUUAGCAACUGGCAACUUUCAUGCGUUUUGACUCAAGUCCUGAUGCACUGUGGACAUAUCUCUCCAGUCACCUGGUGUCUCCUCUUGCUGUGACCUUGUGUGUAUCAUCACAGAGAAAAGACUUCGGGAAACACUUGCCACAGGGGCAGUGGGAUCAGGAGGCUCUCCGUGGGGAACGGAGCCAGGCAUCUGUGCCAUUUCACAUCUGUACAACGUAUAACAGGGUAGGAACCCCAUACCAUCUCUGCAGUAUGAACCCCUAGUUUUUAUUUCCAGUGAGUUCCUGCUGUGCCCGACGCACCACUGUGGACAUUCAGGAACCGUGGACACACCAACUAGAGAGCACAGCCUCAGAGCGGUAAGAUGGAUUUUCAGUCCUAAUCAGGUUACAGACCCACCAUGUGUUUCCAGUUAGAAAUGAAAAAGCAUUGCAUCUAGAGUGCAGAACAACUGAUUAUAAGCAUCUCCCACCACCACACAUUUUAAACAUUAGGACAAAAAGUUUUCCAAAAACCAGAAGGAGGCCUAAAUCUGUACCAUGAUUGCUAGAUGUUGGUAUCAGAGUCUUUGGUUUUAUUCCGUAACUUGGGCCCAAAGUUACUAUCCUAAGCAGUUGGAACCUGUCUCAUCAAUUAGAUGUGUGACAACCAAGGCUCAGGGCUCAGAAUUUUAGAAAACAAGCUGAGUAUCGCAGCCCUUUGUCUGGUAUUCCUACCAUCUUCUUCUAACUGCUUCCUCCCUUACCUGUGUGGAGCAUCUGAAAACUUGGAGCCAGACCAGAAACAUCCAGGUUAUAAUAACUCUUACACUGCAGCAGAGACCCACCCCCUUGCAUUCAGUGGCCCCUAGUGGCUGGGUGGGCACCCAAGCCCUGUAACCCUGCCCACACCCCGAACUCCAUGGAAGUGAAUACCCCGCUAAUGGCUAACACAUCUCGAGGGCCGCACUCGUUUUGGCUGGGGUCAUUGCUAGGGCAGCAAUGAAUGUCUGGCAGCACAAAGCACUGCUAAAUGAAUUACGGUCAUUAAUUCAUAGUGAAGCUUCUUGUGAUGGGAGUUUUAACCGGAAACGAGGCUAUAGAUCAUCAUAGCUUCUCUAGAUUGGAUGGACAAAUACAGAGCUCAGGAGAAAGAAUGCUAAUAGAGCCUUCAGGAAGCUGUGUUGCUGCUUUUGAGGAUGUAGUCAUGCUAAGGCUUUCAUUCACCAGCUGAACAAAAAGGCGUGCAACCCAUCGUGUUUGUUUCAGUAGCCGGUCAUGCCUGCGCUGUCCACACAACAUCCUGUUUCCUACUGUCUGCCCAUGAUUGCUCUUUCUUACAAGCUCAGUGUGUCUGACUUGACGUUAAACAUUGAUGUUCAAAAUCCAAACUUCAGUGAUCUGCGCCAUUGUGAACAGGCAGCCACUGGGCGGGAGACACAUGCUUCUGUUGAUAGGAUGUAAACGUGCCUUGGUGUAUUAAAAUG